AUGGCCUCAUUCUGGAGUUGAUGAGCCAUCUCCCAGCCCUUUGAUUGAAAAUGAACCUUACUUGGUGGAGAAACACUGGCUAUAAAGAUCCUACCAAAAGGCCUGAAUUUAUACAGAGUAAUUUCACAAUCAAGAUGCAUUCAUGCCUAUAUAUAAUGCUGAUCCCACAGAAGGUGAAUACAGAACAGCAGCUCACUUUGACUCCCUUCACUGCACUUGGCUGGGAGUGGAACCUACACCAUGAAGGCAGUAGCUAUAUUUCUAAUGCUGACACUGAUGAACAUUUUAAAUGUGGAGUCAGUCCUAGAGAUACCAAUUGAUUGCAGUGGGUAUGAAAAACUGUCACCAGGAAAGCCUCAAAUGUGUACUCUUGAGUUAACACCAAUAUGUGCUUCUGAUGGGCAAACAUAUGGCAAUAAAUGUGCUUUCUGCCAUGCUGUUAAGCAGAGUGAUGACAACAUCAAAUUUGUACAUAUGGGGAAUUGUUAAAUUACAUCAGUUCGGAAAUGUCCCCCAGUGCUUUUUACUCCAUUAUAACAGUGCAAAAAACAUCUAAUUCCAGAAGAUUUUCCUUCUUCAGAAUUCGGAAAAUUGGAUCUUCAACCUUGAUUGAUAUUGUUGC
This is a messenger RNA of Sarcophilus harrisii (Tasmanian devil), 622 nucleotides long. RefSeq names its product serine peptidase inhibitor Kazal type 9 (gene SPINK9). Gene Ontology annotation, molecular function: protein binding. The record is from RefSeq and is a predicted model, not a curated record. The coding region runs from base 241 to 489 and encodes 82 amino acids. NCBI's taxonomy places the organism in Eukaryota, Metazoa, Chordata, Mammalia, Dasyuromorphia, Dasyuridae. The transcript has 5 exons.